UCUUUCCCGGAGUUUCCAAAAGGCUCUACUCCGUGUUUCAGCUAUUGUUAAUCUGGUGGGCAUGGACCGCUUCUCAGUCCUUAAAGUGAUUGGGGAAGGAUCUUUUGGACGCGCUCUACUGGUCCAACCGAAGAAUAGUGACCAAAAAUGUGUUUUAAAAGAAAUACGCCUUCCAAAGGCACGUGUUGCAAUGGAGAACACGCGAAGAGAGGCGGUGCUCUUGUCCAAAAUGAAUCAUCCAAAUAUAGUUGCAUUCAGAGACUCAUUUCAAGCUGAUGGCCAUCUGUACAUUGUCAUGGAGUUCUGUAGUGGGGGAGAUCUGCUCCAGAGGAUCCGACAGCAGAGGGACACUCAUUUCCCUGAGGACAUUAUCCUGAAAUGGUUUGCACAGAUGUGCCUUGGUACAAGACACAUCCAUGAUAAGAAAGUGUUGCACAGGGACUUGAAAUCUAAGAACGUUUUCCUGACAGACGAUGGGACUGUGAAGUUAGGAGAUUUUGGGUCAGCGUGUACUCUCAACAGCUCGAAGGCGUACGCUCAGACUUAUGUCGGAACUCCCUACUAUGUUUCACCUGAGAUUUGGGACAAUAAACCUUACAACAACAAGAGUGAUGUUUGGUCUCUAGGCUGUGUCCUGUAUGAACUGUGCGCUCUGCGACAUCCGUUCCAGGCUCGUAGCUGGAAAAGCCUUAUCCUAAAAGUGUGUCGUGGAUCCUACGCUCCUUUACCCCGUCAUCAGCCAUAUGAGCUACAUUAUCUAAUCAAGAGCAUGUUCAAGACCAACCCCAAAGAUCGGCCCUCUGUGCACACCAUUCUCACCUCCCACCGCGUCUCCAGACUGCUCCACACACACCUUCCCCCACAGAGCGAGGAGCUGGUCAAGGAACGGCCGUGUCGCUGGAGGAAAGAGGAGGGGCCACAUGUGGCUACGAUGUUGGGACAGAGGAACUUACUGGCCUCCUCUACAACAGGAAGCGCGUUAAUAAGCCCACCUGAGGAAGGGCGUAGACAGGGUGAUGUGGGUCCUCGUAAGAGAUGGGCUGACGGACCCCCGGACACGGUGCUGCAUGCCCUGGGAAAUGCCGAUAUCCUUUCCUGCAGUAGUGUGGCCUCUACAGGUGGAUCCCACCCUCAUUCAGAGGACAUUGGUUUGGAGUCAGAGGUGAGGAGAGAGAGGAGAGGCUGGGAGAAGGAGCCCCCACAGAGACUCCUUAGCCUGCUGGAGAAAGCCCCACUCAGCACAGCGUUCCAAACCUACACCAUACAUAGGGAAGGUUUGGAUCCAUUAGCAGGGCCUCUACGUCCAGAGCAGGGAGAUGACGUUGAUGGCCCAGAAGAGGUCACCGUUGACCAGAGUAGACUGGAGCCACGGUCUGAUGAUGAGGACACAGACUUUGAGGAAGAAUGUCCUUGUGACUGGAUAGAUGGACUUGAAAAACUUGUGGAGGAACACAACGAUAAUUCUUAAUGGAACUUUUUAUAAGGACAGUAACACAGUGUUGCUCUGUCUUAUCAGUCUGUUUAUACUAUUUGUGUAAUUUGGAGUAAUAACUUUCUACUGAGUCUGUUUUGAUGUA
Chanos chanos (milkfish) is the source of this 1577-nucleotide messenger RNA. It is a transcript of the gene nek3, whose product is annotated as NIMA related kinase 3. Lineage: Eukaryota; Metazoa; Chordata; Actinopteri; Gonorynchiformes; Chanidae. The transcript has 14 exons. Bases 62 to 1468 code for a protein of 468 amino acids. Gene Ontology annotation, molecular function: ATP binding; protein kinase activity. The record is from RefSeq and is a predicted model, not a curated record. Gene Ontology annotation, biological process: protein phosphorylation.